Messenger RNA from Odobenus rosmarus divergens (Pacific walrus), 876 nucleotides. RefSeq names its product hexamethylene bis-acetamide inducible 2 (gene HEXIM2). The record is from RefSeq and is a predicted model, not a curated record. Lineage: Eukaryota; Metazoa; Chordata; Mammalia; Carnivora; Odobenidae. Gene Ontology annotation, biological process: negative regulation of transcription by RNA polymerase II; negative regulation of cyclin-dependent protein serine/threonine kinase activity. Gene Ontology annotation, cellular component: nucleoplasm; cytoplasm; nucleus. Gene Ontology annotation, molecular function: 7SK snRNA binding; cyclin-dependent protein serine/threonine kinase inhibitor activity.
AUGGCCCCUUGCUGGCUGGAGAAGCAUCUGCUGAAAGAUUUGGAGCAGAAGAAGGUGGCUACUCCGAACCAGACCAACUGUAAUACAGAGUCACCAGCCUCCCUGGAGGAGGCCAAGACCCGUGGUGCUCCUGGGAGCCCCCAAAGCCCCCAGCCUCCCGACCCUGGUAGUUCCCUGCCCCUGACACCCCCGAAAGAGUGCCACUCAGAGGAAGAAGAUCCGACUGGGGCUGGCAGUGGCCUGGGCUGGAGCGGUAGGGGCUCCCGGACCCAGAGCGCAGGGGGCAGCUCUGCCGAAGCCCCGUUGGGCCGGAGGAAGCCCCGCAGGAGGCCUUCCAAGCGCAAACGCCACCGGCGGCCCUACCUGGAGCUGAGCUGGGCCGAGAAGCAGCGGCGGGAUGAGAGGCAGAGCCGGAGGGCCUCGCGGGUCCGCGAGGAGAUGUUUGCCAAAGGCCAGCCCGUGGCGCCCUACAACACCACCCAGUUUCUGAUGAACGACCGCGCCCCUGAGGAGCCCAACCUGGAAGUGCCCCCCGGGGGCUACCCCCCGGGCUCCAGCGGGGAGGGCGAUGGGCGCUGCCGGGCUCCCAGCGAGUUCCAGCAGACGGAUUUCUCCGAGGCCUUCGAGCGCUACCACACGGAGAGCCUGCAGGGCCGCAGCCAGCAGGAGCUGGGUCGGGACUACCUGGACCCGGAAAGGCGGCUGUCGCAGGCCGAGGAGGAGGAGACCCGGAGGCUGCAGCAGCUGCGGGGGUGCGCCGGCCGGCAGCCCCACCGCCGGGCGGAGGAGCUGACUGCUGAGGUCGAGAGGCUCCGGACCGAGAACCAGCGCCUGCGGCAGGAGAACGCCCUGUGGAACCGAGGCGGCGGCCCCUAA